AUGCAAUCUUACGAAUCAACUAUUGAGAAUGUUCAUACGACAACUCCUGGCGCAUUUAUAACUUCUCAACCCUCAACACCAGAUGGUACGCUAGAGGUUGAGCGCUUUCCUCGAGAAGAGUUCUCUUUUCUUCCUCACAUUAUACAAAUCCUUGAGAAGGUGGAGACGGGUAAAAAUGAACAGGAAAUAAAAAAUAUGACGAGAAAACUUAAAGAAAAGUUCCGAAAAUGUCAGCAAAUUUUACACGAAUUGCCUGGUGCUGAUCUUUCGAGAGAAGAACAAGAACAAAUUUUACGACAAGAGAAACAAUUAUUGGACCAAAAGAGGGCUGCUCGGCAUAAAUACUUGGAACUUCCGAUAAUGUCUAACAAAGUAAACGAAAACGAUGGAGAUUCAGUUAAUACUAUUCAAGAAGAGACGACUAUGGACACUCGGGAGGGUUGA
This is a messenger RNA of Acaulospora morrowiae, 444 nucleotides long. The record is from the annotation of a GenBank genome assembly. NCBI's taxonomy places the organism in Eukaryota, Fungi, Glomeromycota, Glomeromycetes, Diversisporales, Acaulosporaceae.